Plasmodium gallinaceum is the source of this 5844-nucleotide messenger RNA. RefSeq names its product conserved Plasmodium protein, unknown function. NCBI's taxonomy places the organism in Eukaryota, Apicomplexa, Aconoidasida, Haemosporida, Plasmodiidae. The record is from RefSeq and is a predicted model, not a curated record. The coding region runs from base 1 to 5844 and encodes 1947 amino acids. The transcript is spliced from 6 exons.
AUGAAAAAUGUUUCUCUUAUUUUUAGUGAAAAAUUCAAUAAACAUUUUUUAGAAAAGAAAAAAAGAGAAAAUAAUUUAAGUGAAGAAAAAAAAAGAAAAGAAAAUAUAUUCGAUGUUAAUAAUUUCAAGGUCAAUAUAAAAGAAGAAGUUAUUAAGGAUAUAAAUAUAAUUAUAGAAAAAAAAAAAAAAAUUCUUGUAAAUAAAACAGACAAUAAAGAAGAAAAUAAAAUAGAAAAUAAAAUAAAUGAUAAAAUAGAUGAUAAAAUAUAUGAUAAAAUAGAAAAUAAAAUAUAUGAUAAAAUAUAUGAUAAAAUUGAAAAUAAAUAUUCAAAAAACAAUUGUCAUAAUGGUUACGAUGAUAAAAAAGGAAUCAAAAAAAAAAAUAUUGAAGAAGGAAACAAAUCUAGUAAAAGUAAUAGUAUAAUUAACAAAAACGAAAAAAUCAAUGAUAAGAAAAAUUUACAUGAUAUAAUUAAUGAUCCAUUUAUAAAAAUGAAGAAAUUAAAAUUAAGAUUUAGUAACAAAUAUCUAAAUAAAAGUGAAGAUUUAUCUUAUAACAUUUUAAAAGAGUAUCAUAGUAUUAUAAAUAAUUGUAUCAAUAAGAUAAAAGAUGAAACAUUUAUAGAAGCAAACUUACUAAAAAAAGAUGUAGAAAAUUUACUAACUCUAAUAGAAAAUUAUAUUAACGAAUUUAUUAAAUCUAAGUGUAAUGGUAAUGAAAUAAAACCAUUAAAUGAAACUAAAAUAAAUGAUAAUUACAUAUUUAGUAUAAAAUAUUACGAAAAUAUAAUGCGUAAUACCAUAUAUGACUCUAUUUUAUUACAUGAUGAUAGUAUUAAUAUUAUAAAAAAUAGUAAAGAAAAUUUAGUUAAUGAAAUGAACAAAAAAGUAAUAGAAAAAAAAGAGAAAACUAAGGAAAAAUUGACAAUAAUCCAAAAUUUAUUUACAAAAUUAAAUGAAAGAAUAAAAACUUUCAUUAUUAAUUUUGAAAAAAAACAUGAAUUAUACAUUGAAAUUGUAAAUAAUAGAACACAAGAAUUAGAAAAAAAAUUAAAAGAAAAAAUAUUUUUCACUAAUAAUGAAAUAAAUGAUUUAAUUAAUAAUGAAAUAAAAAAUAAUAAAUCAUUUUUUUUAAAUUUCUUAAAUUAUUUUAAUGAUUACAUAAUGAAAAUAUACAAUUAUGUUUAUGCGAAAUAUUCUAAAUGUGAAUCGUUUUUCUUUGAUGUAUUUAAUGAGGAUAAAUGUCAAGAUAAUUUUUAUAUUUUUUCUGUUAUAAGUGAAAAUUAUUUAAAUAAUUUAUUAAAUGACAAAAUUUUAGAUUAUUUAUUGAAACAGCUCAAAAGUAACUAUGACUCUAUAUAUAAAAAAAGAAUAGAACUAAAAAAAGAAGAAUAUUUCUACAAUUUUUUUUGUUUAGAAAAUUAUUGUGAUUUUUAUAAUUACUUAAAUGUGUAUUACGAAGAAUACAGUAAAACAUUUAAUGAAAUAAAAAUAAAAAUAAUAUACUACAAAGACAUUAUUAUUCAUAUUUUUUUUGAUAUUCAAAACUUUUUAAAAAUAAUAAAUUUUCAUAUAGAGGAAAAAAGUAAUAAAAGUGAAAAUAAUAGUAAAAACAAGGCACAAAUAGAAAAUAAAAAAAAAAAAAAAGAAAAGAAAAAUAUUACUAAUGGAGAAAAUAUUACGUGUUUAUUUAAUUCAGAAGCAGAUAAUGAAAAAAAAAAAAAAAGUAUGAAUUUUAUUAAAAUGGAAAAUAUUAUAAACUGUAAUGAAAAUUUUUUUAAUGAAACAGCAUUAUUUGAUAAUGUAGAAUUAACAUUGGAUUAUAAUAAUAAUAUAAAUAAAAAUAGAAAUAUGAAAAUAGAAUUUACAAAAGAUAAUAAAAAUGUAAAUGUGCAAUAUGGAGAAAAUAUAAUCCAUCAUAAUAAAAAUACCUUUGAAAAAUGUAUAGAAAAUAUUUUAAACUACUAUAAUAUAAUAAAUCUAAGAGAUGAUUUUUUUUUUUUAUCUUUUUUUCAGUUUUUAGAAAUAUUGAAAAAUGAUACAUUUAUGCUUCAAUGUGAGAUUGAAAAAAAAAUUAAAAGUAAUAUUAGCUAUUGCGAAAAAGAAAGUUGUAGUUUAAAUGAAAAAUAUAAUUCUGUUUUUAGAAAAUAUAAUGAAAAUGUUAAAAAAUGUUUAAGAUGUAAGGAUUAUAAUGAAUUAAAUAAAUUACUAAUUCUUCAUGAUGAAAUAGUGAUAAAUUUAGAAGAUUUAAUAGAAAAUACAAAUGAAAAAAUAGAUAACAUAAAUAAUAAGUUCUUGAUAGAAUUAAAAGAAUACUCAUCAAAUUAUUUUUUUUCUAUAUUAAAAAAGUCAAAAAUAAUAAUAAGUGAUGAUAAUAGGAAAAUAAGUCAAAAUAAAAUAAAAAGGAAAGAUUAUAUUUGUAAUGAAAAAAGUAGUAAUAAAACAAUAAAAGGAAAAGAAAAUGUUAAUAUCAGAAAAAAUAGUAAAGUGACAAAAGAAAAAAACAUAAACAAAAUAGAAUAUGAAUAUAAAAAUUCCGAAGCAAAAAAUUAUAGAAACGUUUUAGAAAUUAAUGUAAAAAAUAUAAACGAAAAUAACAAAGAAAAUGAAAUGAACAUAAUUAAUAAAAUUGUUAAUACAAAAUAUAAAUAUAUUUAUAAUACAUCAAAUAUUAUUCUAUCAACAUAUGAUAAUUAUAAAUACAACAUAAAAAAUAUAUUAUAUAAAGACUAUGAUAGUAUUUUUUAUGAAAGUUAUUUAAAAAAAAGGAAAACAAAAAAAGGAGAUGAAAAAAACGCUUACACACAACAAAAAAAUAUUAUCAUAAGAGAUAUAAAAUAUAUUAAAGAAAAUAUUAUUCAAAAUAAAAAAGAAAAAAUAGAAAAUAUAAAUGAAAAACAAGAUAAUUAUGAAAUAGAUAAUAAUUAUAUAGAUGAUAUGAUAAUUACAUCUUUUAUUAGUCCACUAAAUUAUGAUAAUAUAUUAUUCAAUUUAAAUAAUAUUCAAAGCAGAUUUGAAAUAUUCAUAAAUAAUUAUUAUGAACAUUUUAAAAAUAAUUUAUUUGAGUUUCUCUUAAAAAUAAAAAUGAAUAUAGAAAACCAAGAAUAUACAAAAUAUUUUAAAAGAAUAGAACGUGAUAAAUAUAAGGAAGAGAUUAAAAAAAAUAAUCUGAAUUUACAUGAAAUUAGAAUAUCCUUAGAAAAAAAGUACUUAAAAAACAAAGAAAUGUAUAAUAAUUAUACAAAAAAACUAAAAGAAUUCAUAAAAGAAUAUAUAAGUGUUAUGAAAGAUGGUAGCUUAGAAAAAAAUUUUAAAAGUAAUAUAAAAAGAAUAGAUAAACUAUUUUUAGAAAAAAUUGAUAAUCAUGAAGCUACUGACAAAAAAUAUAUUUUAUUUUUUGAAAAAUUUAAAGAUAGUUAUAAUAUAGUUAAUGAAGAAUUACAAAAUAUGAUUAAUAAUUUAAGUAAGGAAAUAAAAAAAUUAGAAAAAUAUUUUGAAAUGAUUAUAAAAACAAAAGAACAAAAUGUUGAUAUAGAAGAAAUAAGAAAAGAAUUGCAAAAUUCAAACAUUUUCAUGCAAUCUAUAAUUAAAAAAAAAAAGGAAAUAGAUAAUAUAUAUAACGCAAAUACUUAUAUUUUUAAUAAUAAAAUGAAAAUAAAAUCAAAAAGUAAUAUAAUAGAAAUAAAAUCUAAGAACUCUUCUGAUAAAGAAAUGAUGAAAUAUUUAUCAUUUAAAGAAGAAAUAAAAAAUAGUAUAUUAAUAUUUUAUAUUUUAAUAUUUUAUAUUAAGACUCACAUUUUUAAUAGGAAUAAAGAAAAGGAAAAUGAGGAAAAAUUAAUAACAGAAAAUGAGAAUAAUGUCUCCCUUUCUGUAAUUCCUAAAAUAAAAGAAUCAAGAUUUAAAAGAAAUAAUUCUAAUCAUAGCAUUAGUAAUAAUGAGAAAAACUUAAAUAAUAAUGAAAUAAAUAUAGAAAGCAAAUUUAAACUUAUAGAAAAUUAUAUAUAUAAUAUAAGUAUAUUUCAAAAAAUAAAAAAAAUAUAUGAAUUGGAUAUAAAAAAUGAGAAUUCAUUUUUUAAUAAUUUUUUAAUCUUUUUGAAAAUUUCUGAAAAUAUUAAUAAUUUAAUUUUUUCAAAAAAAAACAUUUAUGAAUACAAAGAUAUCUUAAUAAAUUUUCAUAUUUAUGAUGAAAAUUAUAAUAGUAAAAUAGGAAAAGAAAAAAAUAUAACAUAUAUAAUAAAUUGUGAUAAUAAUAAUAAUAAUACUGCUAAUAAUAAUAAUAAUAAUAAUACUGCUAAUAAUAAUAAUAAUAAUAAUACUUCUAAUAAUACUGCUAAUAAUACCGCUAAUAAUACCGCUAAUAAUACCGCUAAUAAUACCGCUAAUAAUACCGCUAAUAAUAAUAAUAAUAAUAAUUACAAUGAUAUAAUUAACGAUAAGAAUGAAAAAUUGGGAGAUAGAGAAAACAUAAAAGAAACUUAUAUUUUCGAAAAUAAAAAUAAUGAAGAAAAAAUAAAUCAUCCAAAAAAUAUAAAAAAAAAAAAAAAUAUUAAUAACGAAAUUAAUGAAAAAAAAUUAAAAGUUAAUGAAUAUAAAUCAAUUGAAUCAAUGAAAGAUACAAAACAUUAUAUAAAAAAUACAAUUAUUAAAAAUUAUUGUAAUUUAAAAUUUUUUUUAUAUAUUUGUGUAUAUAUUAUUUACCUAAUUGGUAAAAUUAUAAAAAUUUAUGAUUAUAACAUAUUCUCAGAAGAAGAAAAAGAAGAAGAAAAAGAAGAAGAAAAAGAAAAAGAAAAAUACAAUCAUUUUCUAUUUAUUACAUAUGAUUUAUCUUAUUUAAUAUAUAAAAAUUCUAUUUUAAAAGAUAAUAAAUUAAAGAAUAAAAUAUAUUUAAAAGAUUUAAAAUUAGACAAAAAAUCAAAAUCUUCUUUUAUAUAUUUUCCUAAUGAUAAUAUAUAUAAAAUAGAAUUAAUAAAUUUAUUUAAUUUUGAAAAAAAAGUUAUUUCAGAUUUAUUUGAAACAUAUUUUUAUCAAGUAAAAAAUUUACCACCCAUUGAUGAAAAUAAUAAAAAUUUUAAGAAAUUACAAAAUGAAUACAAAAGUGAUAUAUCAAUAUUAGUUCUUUAUUUGAAAAUUUUAUCAAGGAAAUUAGCCUAUCUAAUAUUUAGUUAUGCUUAUAAAUCACAUGAAGAAUUAAUCAAUAAAAGAAUAAAUAAUAUGCAAAAAAAUUUUAAAUUAAAAUUUCAAGAAAUAAGUGAAAAAUUUAAAUUAACAAAUAAUGACAACAUUAUUAUUACAAAAAGAAAGAAAGAAUUAAAAAAACUGAUGGAAUUAUAUGUUUUGUGUGUAAAAAAUAUUUUAUCAAAUCAUUUAUAUUCUCUUUAUGAAAAUCUAUAUAAUAAUUUAAUUUACUUCGUUUGCUUACUAAAUUUAUUACCACCUAUCUGUUCUUCUCAAUCAAUUAACUUAAAAAAAACUAAUGAAUCUAAUAAAAAUGUUAAUAUAAAAAAUAAAGAAUUAGGAUGUUUUCUAAGAAUAAAAUACCUUGAUAAUUCUAAUGAAUAUGAUUUAAGUGAUCUUAUUAAAAAAAUUAGAAAAGUGUAUGACUUAAAUUAUGACGAUCAUAUAAAUGAAAAUGAAAUAAUAAAGAUUAAUAAUGUAAAUAAAGAAAUAUUUUAUAUGGCAUAUAUUGAAGAUAAUUCAUUCAUCGUUAAGAAAUUAGAGAAAAAAAUAGAGAAAUAUAUGUCAAAAUAUUACAAGCAUAUAACUAAAAAUCUGGAUGAAAAAAAAAAGGAAAUUAUAAAAAUAAUUUCAAACGAUAAAAAAUUACAUAGAAAAUAUUAUGAAUAA